Messenger RNA from Colletotrichum spaethianum, 342 nucleotides. RefSeq names its product L-asparaginase 2-4. The transcript is spliced from 3 exons. The record is from RefSeq and is a predicted model, not a curated record. The coding region runs from base 1 to 342 and encodes 113 amino acids. NCBI's taxonomy places the organism in Eukaryota, Fungi, Ascomycota, Sordariomycetes, Glomerellales, Glomerellaceae.
AUGUACGCAGCCGUCGAAAACGGCGCAAAGGGUCUGGUGAUCCUCGGACCCGGCGCGGCAUCCGUUCCCCCCAGCGCUGCAGUCGUGGCCGCGGACCUCUUUGAGAAGGGGAUUCCGACCGUCGCGGCCCCUCGCCCGGCCACCGGCGCCGGCGUCCCCCAUCCCGUCCCCGGACCUCUCAUCUACUCGAGCUACCUAUCCGGCGAGCAGGCGCGCAUCAUGCUGCAGCUCGCCAUCAACGCCGGAUACGACCUGGAACAGGUCCGGGACUUGUUCGAGAGCCAGCUGAGGAGCGCUGUGUAUGACCCUGCUGCAAACCAGAAAUUCUAUUAUCCUUCUUGA